This is a messenger RNA of Quercus lobata, 1577 nucleotides long. RefSeq names its product E1 C-terminal related 1 (gene ECR1). The record is from RefSeq and is a predicted model, not a curated record. The transcript has 9 exons. Gene Ontology annotation, cellular component: cytoplasm; nucleus. NCBI's taxonomy places the organism in Eukaryota, Viridiplantae, Streptophyta, Magnoliopsida, Fagales, Fagaceae. Gene Ontology annotation, molecular function: NEDD8 activating enzyme activity. The coding region runs from base 132 to 1481 and encodes 449 amino acids. Gene Ontology annotation, biological process: protein neddylation.
AAAAAAAAAAAAAAAAAAUAUUAGUGCUCUCUAGGCUUCACUGCUAGAGCUCUCAGAAUUCAGAGGCUUCUUUUAUUUAUAACUACAAAAAGCGCAGAAACCCAGUCUCAGAGACACACCCACGCACAAAAAUGGCGGAGACCGUGGUGCAACCAAGCCGAUCGAGGGACCUCGACAAGCUCUUACUCCGCCCCGGCAAUAUUAUCGGCAAUAACUUCGAUCCUGGCCAAGAAUUGAGAGAUGACCUUGCAGAAUAUGUAAAAGUGUUAGUGGUAGGAGCUGGUGGAUUGGGAUGUGAGUUGUUAAAGGACUUAGCUUUAUCUGGUUUCAAAAAUCUCGAGGUUAUAGACAUGGACACGAUCGAGGUCACCAAUCUCAAUCGCCAAUUUCUCUUUAGAUUUGAAGAUGUUGGUAAGCCAAAAGCUGAAGUUGCUGCAAAGCGUGUCAUGGAAAGAAUUAGUGGCGUGAAUAUCAAGCCACAUUAUUGCCGGAUUGAAGAAAAAGACAUUGAUUUUUAUAGUGAUUUUAGUAUAAUUGUUCUUGGUCUUGAUUCAAUUGAAGCUCGGAGCUACAUCAAUGCUGUAGCUUGUAGUUUUCUAGAGUAUGACUCUGAUGAUAAACCCCGAGAUGAAACAAUGAAACCUUUAGUAGAUGGUGGGACUGAAGGUUUCAAGGGCCAUGCUAGGGUUAUUAUACCAGGGGUCACGCCAUGCUUUGAGUGCACCAUCUGGCUUUUCCCCCCUCAAGUAAAGUUCCCCUUAUGCACCCUUGCUGAAACUCCUAGAACUGCUGCUCAUUGUAUUGAAUAUGCCCACCUAAUCAAGUGGGAUGAGGUUCAUAGUGGAAAGACUUUUGAUCCAGAUGACCCAGAGCAUAUGAAGUGGAUCUAUAAUGAGGCUGUCAAGAGAGCUGAGCUUUUCGGCAUUCCAGGAGUCACAUAUUCUCUUACUCAGGGUGUUGUGAAGAACAUUAUUCCAGCUAUUGCUUCCACUAAUGCAAUUGUAUCAGCUGCAUGUGCACUUGAAGCUUUGAAGAUUACGACAGGAUGCAGCAAAACUCUAUCAAACUAUUUAACGUAUAAUGGGGCAGAAGGGCUUCACACUAAAGUAACUGAAUUUGUAAGAGACAAGGACUGUCUCGUAUGUGGCCCAGGUGUUCUUAUUGAGCUGGAAACUUCGGUUACUCUGCAAAAGUUCAUUGAACUACUCGAAAAGCAUCCUGAUCUGCUAUUAUCAAAAGCUAGUGUCACACACCAAGGGAGCAGUCUGUAUAUGCAGGCACCUCCGGUACUGGAAGAGAUGACCCGAUCAAACCUAAAUCUUCCACUUUUUGACCUAAUGGGUAAAACUUCAAGGGGUACAAUCCAUGUGACCGGUACAACCAGCAAGAACGACACGAAGACCUCUGUACUGAGAAAAUUACGUGUUUUUUUUAAGGGAGUUGAUGGGGUUACAGACAUGGAAAUGGCUGGCGGGGCAUAACUUAUGUAAUGCUUCUCAAUUUACUUUUGAAGCCAGAAGUUGUUAAAGCUUUUAAAACAUCCUCUCCAUCUCUCUCCGGUACCUUGAAAUUUAGAG